GACAGGAUUCUUGUGAAAUAUGUGUCUCACCAGGUUUAGUGAUGAUGAUGGAAUGUGUUUUACUCCACCUACCUACACUCCAAAGAGCACUUAACCAGGAAGUCAGUCCUCGCUCAGAAAGAACAAUUGAACCUAUCAAAAUCCUCUCCCGCCCUGUGAAAAUUGGCAAAAUGGCAGAAGAUAGCAGGAUUUCAGUAGACCACAUGCAGUUCAGCUGUUCCAUUUGCCUGGAUCUUCUGAAGAAUCCGGUGACUACUCCCUGUGGACACAGUUUUUGCAUGGAAUGUAUUAAUGACUUUUGGGAUCAUGUAGUUCAGGGGGCUGUCUACACCUGCCCCCAGUGCAGGGAAGCUUUCGUGCCAAGACCUGUUCUGCGGAGGAACAUCGCCAUGGCUGAAGUGGUGGAGAAACUUAAAAGGAAAGAGCUGAGAAGCAUGUCUCCUACUCAGCAUACCUUGGGACUGGGAGACGUGGAGUGCGACAUCUGUUCUGAGAGUAAAGACAAAGCCGUCAGGUCCUGCCUGGUGUGUCUGGCUUCGUUUUGUGAAACUCAUCUCAAACCUCACUAUGAAUCUCCUGUAUUUAGGAAGCACAAGCUAGUCCAACCAUGCCAACAACUACAAGACAAAGUCUGUGCUCAGCAUGACAAAUUGAUUGAGAUCUAUUGUCAUACGGACCGAAAAUUUAUUUGCUCAUUGUGUAUUUUGGAUGAACAUAAAGGCCAUUAUACAGCAUCAGUAAUGUCAGAAAGAAGCAAACAACAGAGCCAUAUGAAGGAACUGCAAAGGAAAUCACAGCAGAAAAUCCAUGAGAAAGAAAAGAAACUGCAGGACUUCAAAGAAGCUGUGAACACUCUUAAGUGCUCUGCCGAGGUAGCCUUGGAGGGGAGUGAGAGAACCUUAACCGAGCUGCUCCUCUCCAUUGAGAAAACGUGCUGUGAGGUGAGAGAGCUGAUCACAGCUCGGGAGAAGGCUGAACUGAGUCGAGCUGAAGGACUCCAGGAGCAACUGGAGCAGGAGAUUGCUGAUCUUAAGCGGUCAAAUGCUGAACUGGAGCAGCUCUCCUACACAGAGGAUGAUAUCUAUUUCCUCCAGAGGUUCCGGUCUCUCUGUUCAGCUUCUAAAGCUAAGGAUACUAACAGGGUGGCUAUCAAUCGUCAUCUUUCAUUUGAUGGAGUGAGUAAAUCGCUGUCAGAUCUGAAAGAGCGCAUAGAUGAAUUCUGUAAGGACGAAUUCAACAAAAUCCAUUCACUUGGUAGGUGCAUCUUAAUAAAUUUUUUCUAUAUUUUAAUAGUUGCCAAAGUUCAGAUGGUCUUACCCUAUGAACCAAAAACAAGAGAGGAAUUUCUACAGUAUUUUUGUAGGUUGACCCUGGACCCCAACACAACAAAUGAAGCACUUGAUCUAUCUGAGAACAACAGGAAGGCAACGCGCAGCGGAGGUCUGAAGCAGUACCCCAGUCAUCCUGAGAGAUUUGACGCUUUUGGCCAGGUGCUGUGUAAGGAGGGCUUGGAUGGUCGCUGUUACUGGGAGGUUGAGUGGAACAGGGGUGGACGGGUGUACAUAUCAGUCUCGUAUAAAGGGAUCAGCAGGAAAGGACAAGGUAAUGAGUGCUGGUUAGGACACAACAGCCAGUCCUGGAGUUUGGAGUGCGGUUCCACUCUCUCCAUCUGGCACAACAACUUGCAGACUAAGAUCCCCAGCCUACCAUCCUUCAGAGUAGGAGUGUAUGUGGAUCACAGCGCGGGGACUCUGUCCUUCUACAGCGUCGCAGACACAAUGACUCUCCUAUAUAGAGUUCAGACCACAUUUACUCAGCCCCUGUAUCCGGGGUUUUGGAUCAAUGUACUUGCAACAGCAAAAUUAUGUGAAUGUAGAGAAUAAAAUGAGCACCAUUAAAUGGAAUGCUUAAUGUGUAUUAGGGAACACAAUCCAUAUUCAACAGAAGUAUAUGGAAAUUGUACUUCUUUCAAGUACAAUUUUCUCAAAAUAUGUCAAUAUUAUAUAUAAACUUAUUAUCAUUGAACCAUGUCCAUACUUAAUCUAAAUUAAAAUAGAAUGCUUUUACAAAAGAAUAAUUG
Molecule: messenger RNA, 2080 nt
Organism: Electrophorus electricus (electric eel)
Lineage: Eukaryota; Metazoa; Chordata; Actinopteri; Gymnotiformes; Gymnotidae
Source: RefSeq, a predicted model, not a curated record